Molecule: messenger RNA, 1071 nt
Organism: Arctia plantaginis
Lineage: Eukaryota; Metazoa; Arthropoda; Insecta; Lepidoptera; Erebidae
Source: the annotation of a GenBank genome assembly
AUGACCCUUUCCGAACGACAGAACGCGUCCAUCCUUCUAGUGAAUACCACCGCUAAACCUUUUGUUUACUGCAGAUAUUAUUUCAAGUGUUUCUUCUGCAGAGAACAGUACUCCGAAAUAAAGAACUUACUACAGCACACACUUAGCCACGACAUCCCAGAACAAGCAGUAUUACUCAAAGAAUUCCUGCCAAAAGGAAAACGAACAAUAAAAGUUGAUAUUUCAGAACUUAAAUGCCGAAUAUGCAAGCAGAGUUUUGAAGAUCUUGAGAGAAUACGAAGGCAUUUAACAUCAGAACACUGCAAAGCCUUUACAGAAUCUGGAAAUGGUUUAGUUGCUUACGAUUUAACUUCAAAAAAUGGUCAAUUUUCUUGUCAUAUUUGUCAUAAAAUUUUCCAAACAUUUAUAUUGUUAAAUCGACAUAUGAAUGUGCAUUUCAGUAAUGCUGUUUGUGAAACUUGCGGCGCUGGAUUUAUGACUCAUCAGAGGCUCAUACAACAUAAAGAAAUACAUUUACCGGGUGGCUACCCUUGUAAUAGAUGCAAUAAAGUAUACACAACAAAUUCUAAUCUGAAAUAUCACAUAGAAAAAGCCCAUGAAGGCGCUACAAAAAUGAGAAUGCUCAGAUGCCCCCACUGUCCGGAAAGGUUUGCUGAACACUUUCGUAAGUUAAAACAUUUGAAAGAUUCACAUGGGAUUACAUUUACGUUUCAUUGCGAAGUUUGCAAAUCUGUAUUCCCUAGUCGAAGGGCUCUGACCAUGCAUACAAAUAAGUACCAUACGGAGAAAACUCAAUGCGAGAUUUGCAAAAAGAGUUUUAGUUGUGUAACUACUUUGAAGAAACAUAUGAUUUCUCAUACCGGUGAGAGGAAUUACAUCUGCAGUUUAUGUCAGAAAGCUUACAGGCAUCAGAAGAGUUUAAAACAGCACAUGCGGUCACAUAAUCAGGAGGAUGAGUACAUAAAAUUUAACUGCGCAGAGUGCGGUAACGGUUUUCCUAAUCGCAAUGAUUACAAUCGUCACGUGAAAGAAUGGCAUCCGAGAAGUUAUUUUGAUUAUACUGUCCGUUAA